Mangifera indica (mango) is the source of this 2307-nucleotide messenger RNA. Its product is annotated as mucin-5AC-like. The transcript has 5 exons. Gene Ontology annotation, cellular component: cortical microtubule. The record is from RefSeq and is a predicted model, not a curated record. NCBI's taxonomy places the organism in Eukaryota, Viridiplantae, Streptophyta, Magnoliopsida, Sapindales, Anacardiaceae. Gene Ontology annotation, biological process: cortical microtubule organization. Bases 270 to 2051 code for a protein of 593 amino acids.
GAGAGGUCUAAUUACAGACUAACCGUCGUACCGUUACUGAAGGAAACCCCAAAUGCAAUCGAAACCUUCUUCUCUAAAUCUCUAUUUCACCCCUCAAAUCCCUUCUUAUUUCAUUCAUUGCCCCCCAACCAUACUUGUGUCUCUCUGUCCCUUCUCUUUCCUCAGCAUUUAGCUAACUACUAUAUACCGAGCUAAGCUUCGUUUAAGUCAAGCAAAAGUCAAGCAAAACGAAACGAUAUGUCGUUUUAGAUCUCACUGUUUUGAUCUGUAUGUAUUCAACCAUGAAUCGAAGCUUUAGGUCUCAAGAAUCGCAAAUGCAGGCUGCGGCUUUGAAGCAGAGGCAGCAAUUACGAGCUUCAAUGAUGAAGGAGAAAGAAGAGGAGCUCUCAUUGUUUCUUGAGAUGCGAAAACGUGAGAAGGAGCAAAGUGAUCUGCUUCUUAAUAACUCUGAAGAAGAGUUCGAAGCACCAUUAGGAUCGAAACCAGGGACUUCACCGAUAUUUAACAUUUCUUCUUCGAACACGCCGGCAAGGAAGAUUGGUGCUGAUGACUUUCUUAAUUCUGAUAAUGACAAAAAUGACUAUGACUGGCUUCUGACUCCUCCUGGGACUCCUCUCUUCCCUUCUUUGGAGAUGGAAUCACAAAAGACUGUUAUGAGCCAACUUGGUACUUCAAAGGCACGCCCUACUGCCCUGAAAUCCAGACUUGCGAAUCCACAGCCGGAAUCUGCUACCAGGAGUAGCUUAGUGUCUAGACAGCCAGCUUCCUCACCUGGAUUGAGUACAUCAAACACUGGUGUUCGGAGGCCCUCAUCAUCUGGGGGUCCAGGAUCGAGACCUGGAACCCCAACUGGACGCCCUACACUGAACUCCACGUCCAAACCCUCAAGAUCUUCAACACCUACAUCUAGGCCCACCUUAUCUUCAACUAAGCCUGCACUUUCUGCUUCCAAGCCUAUGACUUCUGCUACUAAGCCUGCAAUUUUUGCCUCUAAGCCCACAAGUUCUGCUACUAGGUCCACAAAUUCCACUACUAAGCCCUCAAGUUCUGCAACUAAGACCACAGUUUCUGCAAGUAGGCCUACUGUUCCAGCAAGAUCCUCCACACCCACUCGGUCCACAGCCCGAUCUUCAACACCUACUUCUAGACCCUCUAUACCUUCUUCAAAGCCUACAUCAAGGGCAGCAACUCCUACUCGUCGACCAUCCACACCAUCGAGUGCACCUAGUAUAUCUGCUCCUCCGGUGAAGUCCUCUCCUUCAGUUACUAAACCUUCUUCCACAACAUCGAAAAAUCUGGUGCCAUCUCGUGGCAGUUCUCCUACAGUAAAAUCCAGACCAUGGAAUCCCUCAAAGAUGCCUGGUUUCUCACUUGAUGCUCCGCCAAAUUUGAGGACUUCAGUACCUGAAAGGCCACUUUCAGCCACUAGGGGUAGGCCUGGUGCACCGGGCCCCCGGUCCUCUUCUGUUGAGCCUAUAUGUAAUGGAAGACCAAGGCGGCAAUCAUGUUCUCCAUCUAGAGGACGAGCCUUCAAUGGCACUUUGCACUCAAGUGGAAGCUCUGUUCCUGCAAUCAAUCGUGCAUUUGCUAAGGCUAAUGACAAUGUAAGCCCUGUUGUAAUUGGGACAAAAAUGGUUGAGAGGGUAAUCAAUAUGCGGAAACUGGCACCUCCCAAGCAAGAUGACAAAAACUCUCCUCCAGGUAACCUGACUGGGAAGUCUUCAUCUCCAGACAGCACGGGCUUUGGAAGAACACUGUCAAAGAAAUCACUGGAUAUGGCCAUAAGGCAUAUGGAUAUAAGGAGAAGCAUCCCUGGUAAUUUAAGGCCAUUAAUGACAAACAUUCCAGCAUCCUCUAUGUACAGUGUGAGAUCAGGGUCUGCACGAAGCAGAACAAUUAGUGUUUCGGACUCCCCUCUGGCCACAAGCAGUAAUGGUAGUUCAGAAUUGAGUGUUAACAAUAACGGCCUCUGUACAGAUGGGAUUGAGGUAGAAGAUGAUAUUGGCUGUGACAGAGGUAUUCGAUCUCCUGGCAGUCUACGUGGGAGGUAAUGCUCAAUGCCAACAACCCUUUUGUAAUCCGUCUUACGCAAUUAUUUCAAAUCCACCGGCUUGACAGUUGAAGGAGAACUGAUAUGCGGAACUUGAGGGGUUCAUGUUCAAUGAUUAAUGUAAAGUUUUCUUAGGUUUUGUAAUUUGUUGUCUGUGUAUUAUUAGGAAAACCAAAAGCUGAACAAUCAUUUGUGUUAAUUUUCAACACGAUGAGAUUCUAUGAACAGAUUCAUUAGGCUGGAUCAUCUUCUUAUUA